This is a messenger RNA of Spinacia oleracea (spinach), 519 nucleotides long. RefSeq lists its product as uncharacterized. The transcript has a single exon. The record is from RefSeq and is a predicted model, not a curated record. The coding region runs from base 1 to 519 and encodes 172 amino acids. Lineage: Eukaryota; Viridiplantae; Streptophyta; Magnoliopsida; Caryophyllales; Amaranthaceae.
AUGGAGGGAGGCUGGGGGCUCAGCCUAGGCGGCGAAACCGCGCCGAGAGGCGACGGUGAUGGUGGUUUGAGGCGGCAGAAACAGGCGAGGGAAGGGGGAGAGGGGCGCGAACAGGGGAGAAAUCAGGGGAGGAGAGGGGUGAUGGUGACCGGAGGUUUGGGCGGAGGUUCUGGGCGGACUGGGAGGCGGCGCAACAGGGAAGCGCCGGAGAGACGGUGGUGGUGGUGGUGUGGUUUCGCGGCGGCGAAACGGCAAGGAAGGGGGGAAUGGUCGCGCGAACAGGGGAAAGCAGAGGGGUGGUUUCCGGUCAAGUCUGGGCGGCAAGCAGCCCUUCACCGGGGUCUUUUCGAGGGCGGGGAUUUACUAGGGGGUUGUGCGGUGGCUGGAGAGUGGCGGUGUGAUUGUGGUGGCUGCGGGAGGGGAACGAAAAGAGGGAGGCAGGGGAAGGGAGUUGCGAAGCAGGGGAGAAGCAAGGGUGGUGUUUCUCGGUUGGUUCUGGGCGGUGGACAAGACGACUAG